AAGAAGUAGGGGUUUCAUUUUUCUUCGUUGCAGAACAAGCAUUCCGCGCUUGGUCGAAGCGCCGUCGGACGCUGUGUCAGCCCUGCGUGGGUGUUCUGCUGUUCUCUGGCAAGUAUUGAAGAAGUUGCGAACCCUAGGGCUUUUCCUACUCCCAAAGUCCGGUUGAAUGGGAGUGCUUAAUAAGGAACGGUCUAAAAUGAUUAAUGAUGAGGUUGAAGAUAUGAAUGAAGAACUCUCUGGAUCUGAAUCAGAGUCAGAAUCAGGAGAAGAUGUGAAAUUGACUGAACCGUCUAAAAAUGCAAUAUUCAACAGGGAUGGUCUCCUGGAUAAACUUGGAGACAUAUGCUGGCCAGAGAAUGUGGAAUGGAUACAUAAACUCUCCAUUGAUAUAGAUCAAGAGCAAGAAGUAGAUGUGAACGAUGACUUGGCACGGGAACUUUCUUUUUACACUCAGGCAUUGGAGGGAACUAGGCAGGCUUUUGAGAAGUUUCAGUCAAUGGAUAUUCCUUUCCUUAGACCUUCAGACUAUUAUGCAGAAAUGGUGAAGACAGAUUCACAUAUGGAGAAGGUGAAGGGCCGGCUUUUAGCAGAGAAGAGGAAGAUGGAAGAGGCUGAAGAGAGAAGAAAGGCCAGGGAGGCCAAAAGAUUGUCUAAAGAAAUUCAGGCCCAGAAAUUGAAAGAAAGAGCUAAGCAGAAAAAGGAAGGGAUAGAAUCUGUUAAAAAGUGGAGGAAGCAAAGGCAACAGAGUGGUUUUGCUGGGAGUGGGAACGAUGCUGAUCUGGAUUUCAACUUUGAGGAUGGAAAAGUAUUCGAGAGGUCAAACAAGAAAAGGCCCGGCGUCUACCCAGGUGAUCGGUCUGGAGGUAAGGCUAAGCAAGGGUUUGGACAAGGAAAGAAACAAAAGAAACGGGAAUUUAGGAAUUCUAAAUUUGGUUUCGGAGGCAGGAAGGGACUCAAAAAGCAGAAUACAGCUGAGACCACAAAUGACUUCAGAGGAUCGAACAAGAAUUCUACCCCAGGAAAUAAAAGGAGAAAGAAGUAACAUCAUCUUGAUUUGUUUCCUCAAGAGGUAAUAUUAUCAGGUCAACUUUUGGCAGUUUUGUUUAAUACACUCCCCAGUUCGAUUUUAGAGGAUAGCUGCUUAUCGUGUGAUGUUAGGCUUUAUUUUUGCGAAACUUGAAUCCACUCUGAUGUUUUGUUCAAUGAUCACUUUGUGUUGCCCCUCUUAUUUGAUUACUUCAUAUAAUAGAUUUAGAGGUAAGGGUUGAGUUCCUUGGGCUUUAACUUUCUGUUACUUUAGACGUGAUCUAUAUUGGUCUCUUUACUUUGGCUCAAAUGCAAAGUCUACCAAUUAAAGGGAAAGUUCUGUUA
Prosopis cineraria is the source of this 1371-nucleotide messenger RNA. Its product is annotated as probable rRNA-processing protein EBP2 homolog. Gene Ontology annotation, cellular component: nuclear periphery; preribosome, large subunit precursor; nucleolus. Lineage: Eukaryota; Viridiplantae; Streptophyta; Magnoliopsida; Fabales; Fabaceae. The record is from RefSeq and is a predicted model, not a curated record. Gene Ontology annotation, biological process: ribosomal large subunit biogenesis; rRNA processing. The transcript is spliced from 2 exons. Bases 167 to 1042 code for a protein of 291 amino acids.